Molecule: messenger RNA, 549 nt
Organism: Lactuca saligna
Lineage: Eukaryota; Viridiplantae; Streptophyta; Magnoliopsida; Asterales; Asteraceae
Source: the annotation of a GenBank genome assembly
AUGAGUGAAAAAAACUUGCAAGAUGAAAACACAGAACCUGCACCUAUGCUUAUAUCAUUAGUGUUACAGAACUAUAGGGGACACGUGGACCAUUGGGUUAAGUCAUAUCAGGUACCUGUUCCUGCACUAAAGGAACAUAUUGCUUCUGUUACUGCUGUAUUGUCUGAACAGCAACAUUUAAUCUAUUGUGGCAAAGUUCUAAAAGAUGAUCAGCUCCUUUCAGCUUAUCUUUUACAUGGUAAAGUGGUGCACAAACUGGGUGUUGUAUCUAUAGGUGUUGGAGGCUUAAAACUUACUGAAUACCUUAAAGAGCAACUUCGUCUAAGAGAUCUACAUGUUUCUUCAUUAUACAUUGUUCGCUCAUUGAAAGAGGCAGUGACAGAUUGCACUGAGCGUUGCUAUGCUGCCAAAAUGAGAACUGAUCAUACUUGGUUCAGGAUAGUUGUGUUGGCUGGAGGCACUGCAUGUUUACCAGGGUUACCACAUAUACAAGUUGAUGAUGAGAACAUUGUUCCAAGACCUUCAGUGAGUUAUGAUGAUGUCCCUUAA